GAAAAGAGUGGAUUUAAACUUCUAAAAGUGAAAAAAUGGUGGAUGUAAAGUUAAAUGGAUAGCCAAUGGUUCAGGUGCAGUUUCUUGUGAGUCACAGACUUCAGCAACACUUCUGAGUGAAACAGGUGAACGCUUGAUAAAGAAAACUGAGGGCGCACAGCAGGACUGUUCCACCGUUCAGAUGCAUUUAUCACCACUAGAUACUAUAAACAUGGUGGAUGACAGCUGCCCCUCGCCAGGCAACUUCCAUGAGAUGGGAAAAGGACGGCUGGUGUCUGUUGGGACACAUGUCCACAGCAUUGAUGUGAUCCUGGGUUUCACAAAGGACCCCAUGCCCUUGCUCAAUCCAGAAGUUCAUAUAGUACCUCCUGAGGUUGCUGUGGAAAGUUCAGGGGAUGCAGGAAAACAAGAUCACAUUGUGCACACUUAUGGCACUGUGUCUACAAGAGACAACUCAGAGCUGCCUGCUUUUCAUGACUCUGGAGUACUCAAAACAUUUUCUGACAGUUGUGAGCCUGAACAAAAAGAAGUGUGGAAAUCAACUGUGAACGAUGGGAAAUCUCAAGACCAUACGCAUGAGGAGCAACCGAAGAAGAAGCAUCGGCGAAACCGCACCACCUUUACCACAUACCAACUUCAUGAGCUGGAGCGAGCCUUUGAGAAGUCUCAUUACCCUGAUGUGUACAGCCGUGAGGAGCUUGCCAUGAAGGUCAACCUCCCUGAGGUCCGAGUACAGGUGUGGUUCCAAAACCGUCGUGCCAAGUGGAGGCGUCAGGAGAAGAUGGACACCAGCGUUGUAAAGCUUCAUGACUCCCCAAUGCUCUCUUUCAGCCAACCGCCCAUGCCCACAAGCAUGAGCCCCAUUAGUGACUCGCUGCCCCUGGAUCCCUGGCUAGCAUCUCCCCUGACUAACACUACAUCAAUACUUGCUAUUCCAGACCUCAUGGGGCCUGCACAGGGCCUGCAGACUGGAUAUCAGAGCCAAGGCUUCCUGAAUGCACCACAGAUCAUGAACCAAACUGCGCAGCCAGUGGCACCACCACCGUAUCAGUGCCCUCUGGCCUUUACUGAUAAAUUCCACCUGGAGAAGGCUGACCAACGCUGCUUCAGCAUCGCCGCUCUGAGGAUAAAGGCCAAGGAACAUAUUCAAUUCAUGGACAAAACAUGGCAGACUAUGUGAUAUGGCUGAGCUGAAAACUAGCAGGGGUUAUGGUUUUUCUGUUAGAACCUUAAAUAAGAAAAUAGGCGAAUAAAGCUGAAGCUAGAGGGAGUAAAUAGAAAAAAACCUGUCAACAGUCAGCUCAAUUAAGCGUUUAAUGAGUGAUAAAACUUUGUUAUUUUUUUAAAACUAAGCGACUAUGUUGUAUAUGUAGAAAAGCAUAAAACAAAUCACUUACAGAAAGGAAUGUUCUAUGUGCUGCAUUGUAUGAAAAGUGGUUUCAUUGAUCUUUGAAAUUUCAUUUGAUCAUA
Molecule: messenger RNA, 1470 nt
Organism: Clarias gariepinus (North African catfish)
Lineage: Eukaryota; Metazoa; Chordata; Actinopteri; Siluriformes; Clariidae
Gene: rx1
Product: retinal homeobox gene 1
Exons: 4
Coding region: 182-1180 (332 amino acids)
Biological process (GO): positive regulation of transcription by RNA polymerase II
Molecular function (GO): DNA-binding transcription factor activity, RNA polymerase II-specific; RNA polymerase II cis-regulatory region sequence-specific DNA binding
Source: RefSeq, a predicted model, not a curated record